UCACUGAUGGGCUGCCUCCUGCAGGGCCCCUACUGGGGAUUGAGCCCACAACCCAGGCAUGUGCCCUACUGGAAAUCGAACCCUGUCCUGGUUCUUGGGUCGAUGCUCAAGCACUGAGCCACACCAGCUGGGCUGAGGUCACAUUCUUGAUGGCCUGGAGACUCACACCCUGACUCAGAGCUCACCUGCCUCCAGUGCCCAGAUGGACUUUGGACUUUAAUCCAAACACUCUCUGCAGUUCUGCACUCACCUACGGGACGGCACAACAGAGCGCCACAAGGCCAAGGUCUGGAGAGGUCAGGGAGGUCGGCCCCACUCCGGCCCUGACUCGGAAGCAUGGAGCUGGUCCAGGACACCUCCCGCCCGCCACUGAAGUAUGUGAAGGGGGUGCCUCUCAUCAAGUACUUUGCAGAGGCAAUUGGGCCACUGCAGAGCUUACAACCCAGGCCCGAUGACCUGCUCAUCAGCACCUACCCCAAAUCUGGCACCACCUGGGUGAGUGAGAUUCUGGACAUGAUCUACCAGGACGGCGACUUGGAGAAGUGUCAGAGGGCUCCCAUCUUAACCCGGGUGCCCUUCCUUGAGUUCAAGGGUCCAGGGUGUCCCACAGGCAUGGAGGUUCUGAAAGAUACACCAGCCCCACGGCUCCUCAAGACACACUUGCCCCUGGCUCUGCUCCCACAGGCCCUGCUGGACCAGAAGAUUAAGGUGAUCUAUGUUGCCCGGAACGCCAAGGAUGUGGCUGUCUCCUAUUACCACUUUUACCGCAUGGCCAAGGUGUACCCUGAGCCUGGCACCUGGGACAGCUUCCUGGAGAAGUUCAUGGCUGGGGAAGUGUCCUAUGGGUCCUGGUACCAGCACGUGCGGGAGUGGUGGGAGCUGAGGCACACCCACCCUGUUCUCUACCUCUUCUACGAGGACAUGCAGGAGAACCCCAAAAGGGAGAUUCGGAAGAUUCUGGAGUUCGUGGGCCGCUCCCUGUCAGAGGAGACCGUGGAUCACAUUGUGCGGCACACGUCGUUCAAGGAGAUGAAGAAGAACCCCAUGGCCAACUACAGCACCUUACCCGUGGAGAUCAUGGACCACAACAUUUCCGCCUUCAUGAGGAAAGGCAUCACGGGGGACUGGAAAACCAUGUUCACUGUGGCCCAGAAUGAGCGCUUUGAUGCCCACUACGCUGAGAAGAUGGCAGGCUGCAACCUCAAGUUCCACACAGAGCUUCCCAGGCUGCCCUGGUGCACCUGCCUGUCACAGCCCGUGGCCCAGUGGACCACACCAGGCUGAGGCUACAGGCUCCCCGGCAGGAAGACAUGACUGCUGCUCCCAGGAACCCUCACUCCACCUGGUCAAGGAACACCCAACUAACUUGUCGUCUCUAACUCACCGAUCCG
Myotis lucifugus (little brown bat) is the source of this 1391-nucleotide messenger RNA. RefSeq names its product sulfotransferase family 1A member 3 (gene SULT1A3). The transcript is spliced from 10 exons. Gene Ontology annotation, cellular component: cytoplasm. The record is from RefSeq and is a predicted model, not a curated record. The coding region runs from base 337 to 1284 and encodes 315 amino acids. Gene Ontology annotation, molecular function: sulfotransferase activity. NCBI's taxonomy places the organism in Eukaryota, Metazoa, Chordata, Mammalia, Chiroptera, Vespertilionidae. Gene Ontology annotation, biological process: sulfation.